AUGAAUACUGACAAGAGCAAAGCCGAGGACGGGCUUCCCGGGGACGCGAAAAUGAGUAUGCAUAGCGAGCACAACGAGCAUGUCAGGCUUGGCUCUGACCUCAAGGUUACGCAUGAAGAAGCGAUUAUACAAUCCGAGCCAACAGCAACAGCAGAAGAGAAUAAACGAGUGAAGAGGAAGAUUGACUUCAUUCUCUUACCGCUCAUGUGUGGUUGCUAUAUCUUCUCUUUCUUGGACAAGACCAUGCUUAACUAUGCCUCAAUUUUCGGAUUGAAGACAGCAUUGAAGCUGAAAGGAAACGACUAUAGCUGGCUUGGCAGCAUAUUUUACCUUGGAUACAUGGGUGGUGCUAUGUUCUGGCCCACUCUUGUGCAGAGAUAUCCUCAGCAUGUUGGAAAGCUCAUAUCUGGGGCCGUCUUCAGCUGGGCUGUUAUGUCUCUACUCACGCCCCUCUGUUUCAACUUUGCUGGCAUAAUGGUAGUGCGAUUCUUCCUUGGAUUUCUUGAAAGUAUCAACGGCCCAGUUUUUGUUAUUAUAACAAGCAAUUGGUGGACUCGAUCUGAACAAGCGUUCCGAACCGCAUUCUGGUUGGGCGGUACCCCUAUUGGCAACUUCAUUGGUGGGCUUCUGACGUACGCCUUAGGCUCGAUUCAUGGGAAUAUCGAGACAUGGAAGAUCUUCUUCCUUUUCUUUGGAGGCUUAACCUUAGUAUUCUCCAUUGUCCUCAUGUUUCUGAUGCCCGAUACUCAAGCCAACGCCAAAUGGCUCAGCAAGGAGCAGAGAGUAAUUGCACACGAAAGAGUCAGGGAGAACCAGACCGUCUCAGAGAAGAACCAGUGGCAGUGGCCACAAUUUUGGGAAGCUUUACGGGAUCCCCAAACGAUACUAUUCUUUAUCACCGCUAUCGGUAACACCAUGCCAUCGACGUUUGCGAGCCAGUUUUCCAGUCAGAUUGUCAACGGUUUCGGUUUUUCACCCACGGCGACUACAAUAAUCUCUACCUGCCCGGCAGCAACGAUUCAACUACUUACUUUCCUUUCUUUCUCCUAUAUCGCGUCUCGAUUCAAUAAUAUACGCCUCGUCCUUGGACUGAUUGCUUCGAUCCCGCCAUUAAUAGGCGCAUCACUUCUCCAUGUCUUGCCAAUUUCGCAUCAGGCAGGGCGCUUAGCGGGCUACUACCUUACAUACACGCACACCAUGUCGUUCACUCUUGCCACCGGUCUAAUGGCGUCCAACUAUGCCGGUAGCACCAAAAAGGCAACAGCUUCUGGGUUCGUUUUUGCUGGCUGGGCCGCUGGGCUCAUAGCAGGCCCUCAAUUCUUCCUCGAGAGUGAAGCACCCAACUACAAGACCGCGUUUGAAAUGCUGAUGGUGACUUAUGCUUUGAUGAUUGUUAUUCCCAUUAUUCAAAUCUGCUGGUAUAGAUACGAGAACCGGCGUCGUGACAGGCUUCUCAGUGCUAGAGCCGACGGCGAGCAGCCGGCCCGCAUCGGAUUUACGGACAAGUCGGACUUCGAGCAGUGGGAGACGUUCAGGUAUACCAUGUGA
Clonostachys rhizophaga is the source of this 1548-nucleotide messenger RNA. The record is from the annotation of a GenBank genome assembly. NCBI's taxonomy places the organism in Eukaryota, Fungi, Ascomycota, Sordariomycetes, Hypocreales, Bionectriaceae.